Messenger RNA from Osmia bicornis bicornis, 2432 nucleotides. RefSeq names its product ubiquitin carboxyl-terminal hydrolase calypso (gene calypso). The transcript is spliced from 8 exons. The record is from RefSeq and is a predicted model, not a curated record. Gene Ontology annotation, molecular function: cysteine-type deubiquitinase activity. Gene Ontology annotation, biological process: protein deubiquitination; ubiquitin-dependent protein catabolic process. Gene Ontology annotation, cellular component: cytoplasm. Lineage: Eukaryota; Metazoa; Arthropoda; Insecta; Hymenoptera; Megachilidae. The coding region runs from base 217 to 2034 and encodes 605 amino acids.
AGAUACUUUAAUAGAAUAUCUAUUUCUUAUAAAAAACGUGGAAAAAGAGUAAAAAUUAUUCAAAUUUGAAUAAUUCUUUAAGCUUUUUUUACUGCGUGAUUGGGUCAGAUGAUGUGUAUUUUGAUGUAACAUGGCGUCUUUAAUUGUCACAGCAUAAUAAAAUUUCCAGAAGGAUGUGAAAUUUUUCUGAGUGUUGAAUUUGAAACUCAACACAGAAUGCCAGUUGAUAUUAACAGAUUAACGGAAGGUUGGCUAGAAUUGGAAAGUGACCCAGGUUUAUUUACAUUGCUGUUAGAAGACUUUGGAGUAAAGGGUGUACAAGUUGAAGAAAUAUAUGAUUUGCAAAAAUCAUUAGAGGGCCCAGUAUAUGGUUUUAUAUUUUUAUUUCGUUGGAUAGAAGAGAGAAGAUCCAGGCGUAAAGUUGUAGAACAGGAUGAAAGUUUUGUAAAAGAUGAAGAAAUUGUUAACAACAUAUUUUUUGCACAACAGGUGGUGCCCAAUAGUUGUGCAACCCAUGCAUUACUUUCAGUGUUACUCAAUUGCCCGAAUAUUCAUUUGGGUACAACUUUAUCCAGAUUGAAGAUGCAUACAUCUGGUAUGUGUCCAGAAAAUAAAGGAUGGGCAAUUGGUAACACACCUGAAUUAGCAUGUGCUCAUAAUUCUCAUGCUAUGCCUCAAGCCAAAAGACGUCAGGAUAAAAAUACUGGAGUAUCAACUGGGAGAUUUACUGGGGAAGCUUUUCAUUUUGUUAGUUAUGUACCAAUUAAUGGUAGAUUAUUUGAAUUGGAUGGUUUAAAACCAUAUCCCAUGGAUCAUGGUCCAUGGAAGGAACACGAAGAGUGGACAGAACAAUUUAGACGUGUAAUUACAGAUAGAUUAGGAAUGGCAACAGGGGAGCAAUUGCAAGAUAUAAGAUUUAACUUGAUGGCGGUUGUUCCCGAUCGGCGACUUGCUAUUUCGCAUAAAUUAACAAUGUUAAAAACUAAUCGACAAAUAGUAUUAGAAGCAUUGCAACAACUUGUUAAACUAAGCCAUCAAGAUGGAACAGAAAAAAACACAAAUGAUUCUGAAAAGCUAGAGAAAUCACAUGAAAAGAAAAGCAAAAUUGAUGAUGAAAAUGCUUUACCUAAUAGAUCAGAAAUUGAUGAAUCUUCUUCUAUACCAGCUAUUACUGUUGAAAGGAGUAAUGAUGCUGCAACAGAUACAGAAGAGCCAGCUUCAAGUAUAACUUCUGGAAAGACUGAAUCAAAUGGUAUGGAAAAGGUAGUGAUGUGUGCAUUAGAUUAUGCUACACCUCUUCAAAUUCAGACUUCACCAGCACACAGUUCAUCUAGUACUGAUACAUCAUCUGAAAUUGGAUCUGCAUUCAACUCUCCCACACAAGCAUGGGGAUGGAAUUCUGGUCAGAACAGUCCAACAUCGACAAAAGACUUUAAAAAGUUCGUUGUAAUUAGAGUCGCUGGAGACGAAAAGAAUGAGGCAGGUUUAAGUCGUUCUCUUGGGAAUAUUAAUAUAAACGGAAAAAGAUUAGUUUCUGACAGUGGUCAUUUACAUAAAAAAGUCUGCUUGUCUGGAGAAGUUAGAAUACCUCAUGCUAGAGUGAAAACGAGUAACGGGGAUACUGUUACCGAAGAGAAGAAGGUUGAGAAAAUUGAUCCAAAAUUAUGCUCAAAAUAUCCGGAAUUGUUUGAACCACAUACAUUUGCACCCAAAGAUCUUUUAGCCUUACUGAAGAACUUAGAACAUGAAAUAAGUAUCUGUGAGACUAGUUUGAAAGAUGAAAAUGACAAAAGGAAUAAAUACAAGAUCGAUGAUUGUCGUAGAACGCAUAAUUAUGAUGAAUUUAUUUGCACUUUUCUUUCAAUGCUUGCUCAACAAGGAAAGCUAGCCGAGCUGGUUCAGCAGCAUUUGACUUUAAAGAAACAUACUUCUGUGUCAGUGAACAGGGUUCACAGAUCUUCGAAGAAAGCCGAUACUCGUCAAAAUUCUUCGCGUAGACGCCGAGGAAGAACCAAGUGCAAAAAAAGAAAAUAAUCCCCGUAUUGAAUUUCAAUAAUAAUUGGAACUGUUACCCCACCUAUUGAAUUGUCAAUAUUAAAAACCUCAGAAUCGCAGCAUGGAGAUAGUUAUAAGAAGCUGAUAAGCAUGUAAAGAAAUCAUACGACUGUUGAAACAAAAAGGGAGUGUGAAUUAUAUAUUACACUACGAUAUUAACCCAGCAUCAGUGAUGUCAAACAAUCAGUACUUGGUUUAUUUUUUCAUUUGAAAUUUAAACCAUCCACUGUAUAAAUUGACUUUACGAUAUAUUUUUUAUAUUUUCUUUUUCAUGAUAUUAAUGAACAAUACCCCUUUGGGUAUAUUUAAAUCAUUUUUAUCUCGACGUCUAUUUUCGUUUCGUAUGAAAUACAUGGGUUUCAUAGAAUACACCAAUA